AUGAAUAAUUUAAAAUAUUUUAACAUCCAAAAACCAAAGGAUCGUAAUUAACAGUAUAUCCCCUUAAGUUUUUAAAGCAAUCUAUUUCAUGCUAUUUAAAUACUCAUAAUUUGUGGAGAGACUUCCAAGCCAAAUAAAGAGAAAAUACAUUACUAAUCCAUGAAAGAUCUAUAACCUCUCUCUGACUUCAGUACAUGCCAAAAUGAAAAUCAAUAAAGAUAUGGCAUAUUACGAGAUUGCUAUCUAUAAGCCUGCAUUGUAGCACAAUCUUUGAAUUAUUUUUAAGUAUAAUAUGAUAAAUUUUAAUAUUUGUAGGUACUGCAAAUAUAAUCAAUCCCAUUAAGUUUUUAAUAUAAAAUAUGA
This is a messenger RNA of Tetrahymena thermophila SB210, 363 nucleotides long. RefSeq lists its product as hypothetical. The transcript has a single exon. NCBI's taxonomy places the organism in Eukaryota, Ciliophora, Oligohymenophorea, Hymenostomatida, Tetrahymenidae. The record is from RefSeq and is a predicted model, not a curated record.